Electrophorus electricus (electric eel) is the source of this 2130-nucleotide messenger RNA. RefSeq names its product cytolytic toxin-alpha-like. Gene Ontology annotation, molecular function: carbohydrate binding; protein binding. Lineage: Eukaryota; Metazoa; Chordata; Actinopteri; Gymnotiformes; Gymnotidae. The record is from RefSeq and is a predicted model, not a curated record.
UUGUGAUAGAUCUGAAGACUGGGACAAAGGAUGAUGGUAACAUUGCCUUCCACUUUAGCGCAUGCAUGUCCCAUGUAUGCUGCGACACCUUCAGGAACAGAGCAUGGGAGAAGCAGUACAAUACUGCCUGGAGUCCAUUUGCCAAAGGAGCAGCCUUUGAUAUGUUCAUGGUUAUUAAACAAGAAGGCUAUGAGGUAAUUGUGAAUGGCCAGAUGUUCUGUAUGUUCAACCACCGUAUGCCACUGGAGAGUGUGUCUAGACUUACAAUCUGGGGAGAUGUCUUCAUGAACACCUUUGGCAUCGUUGAGCACUGGAGUACAUCUACCUUUAGUAAGGAACCAACAUCAGGAAUCUCACGUGGGAAAUUUUCUAACAUCCAGUCAGAAGUGACUUCUCCAGUUUGCAACCCUAGUAAAAACUAUACAGGACCAAUUCCUGGAGGGUUGAAACCGGGACAGGCUUUGUUCUUCCAAGGUGUUGUUCCUGGAGAUUGUGACAGGUUUGUGAUAGAUCUGAAGACUGGGACAAAGGAUGAUGGUAACAUUGCCUUCCACUUUAGCGCAUGCAUGUCCCAUGUAUGCUGCGACACCUUCAGGAACAGAGCAUGGGAGAAGCAGUACAAUACUGCCUGGAGUCCAUUUGCCAAAGGAGCAGCCUUUGAUAUGUUCAUGGUUAUUAAACAAGAAGGCUAUGAGGUAAUUGUGAAUGGCCAGAUGUUCUGUAUGUUCAACCACCGUAUGCCACUGGAGAGUGUGUCUAGACUUACAAUCUGGGGAGAUGUCUUCAUGAACACAUUUGGCAUCAUUGAGGUGGAUGAUGUUAAUCUGAAGGUCACCAUUCCUGCCCAUGUUUGCGGGCACUGAUCAUUCCCAAUGCUGUAAAUCAGAUAAUUAUCAAAACAUUUUUCUUUGUGUUAUUUGCAUCAUUUAAUUAGAAUUACAUCUCCCUUUUCAAUUAAACUGUAACUUUUUUCACUAAGUAUUCUUCUGUAUUUUCAUAGCCCACUUCUGUUAGAAGGUAAUGAAAUACCGUGCUACUGUGCUGCAGUUUAAUUGUAAACAGUAUCCUGAUGAUAACCUGAUAAUAUGGAUUGCAACUGAUAUUUAGCAGUUUGUGCUUAAAUUAGUGAAUAAAUAUGUAUUGUAUGUUUACAGGCAUGAACUGUGCUUUUAAGGAAUUAAGAGUAGAUGUUUAUAGUGACAUUCCCAUGUUAGAGAUGUCUGCUUUGCUAUUUUGGUUAGCUAAGAGUUAAAUGCUCUGUUAAAUGCUUUAAAUGUAAUUGAAAUCACUUGUACAUUGUAAAAAAAUUCAAAUAAUUUCUUUUCAACUAUGGAAGUGGUUAACUCUGGACAUUAUUUCUAUACCAUGUGUGCUAAUUUAAGCAGUGUGUACUUAGUGAUAUUUUAUGAUAUACACAUUAAGCUACUGUUAAAAUAAAUAAAUAAAUAGAAAAGCCCGCUAAUCAAAGCCUAGUGAGACAGUAUCGACAUCGUGUUCUGUAUAGAACAAACUGAAAAUGAAAAGAUAACUGUUCAGCAAUUUCUAUUGCAUACUUAUAACAACAAAAAGAUCAUUUUCGAUAAUAAGCUUUGCCAUAUUGCUUGAAUAUAAAACAUUCUUGUGAAUAAUCUACAUGUUCUAUAUUAUGCUUUUUCUAGCCAAGUUUAUGAUGAGCUUUUGAUAUGACCUCAAAAACAUCCAUGCAGAAGAUUUUUUUCAAGUUUAUGGAGAAUAAAGACCCUUCUCUCACUCUCUUUUUGCCAACAAUGCCACAGUAAUUAUCUAAAUUGCUUAAAACUUUUAUAUUUUGUAUUCUCUACACUUUUCCACACUAUUCUGUGGAACCAAAAAAAGUUUUUGUGUUUCCAAAGACGUUCAGUAUAUCUUGUUGUCAUGGAAAUUAUGCAUUGUUGAAUCUAGUCCCCAGUAAAUACUUGGCACCAAACUAAUAUCAUGAAAGAAUGUAAGGUGAAUGGAAGGUAUGCGUCCAAGCAGGCAUAUGUCCUUGGGCCCAUCAGACAGAGGGGCUCCACAAGGCCCAUUUGCCAGCCAAUAACCUACUAAAUCUGGUACCGACAUACAUUAUAUUUCACUGGUUGAAUCUUAUUGCCAGGACUUGUAAAAUCUGAA